Molecule: messenger RNA, 745 nt
Organism: Coniophora puteana RWD-64-598 SS2
Lineage: Eukaryota; Fungi; Basidiomycota; Agaricomycetes; Boletales; Coniophoraceae
Product: alpha beta-hydrolase
Exons: 3
Coding region: 65-487 (140 amino acids)
Biological process (GO): lipid metabolic process
Source: RefSeq, a predicted model, not a curated record
CAACGGCUUCCUGGCGGAGCAGGGCGACACCGCGGACGCCGUCCUCGCCGCCGUGCAGCAGGGCAUGUCGCAGUACAGUGCCACCGCCGUGACGCUCGUGGGCCACUCGCUCGGCGCCGCCCUGUCGCUUCUCGACUCUGUCUACCUCCCGCUGCACCUCCCCUCCGGCACGACGUUCAAGACGGUCAACUACGGUCUGCCUCGCGUUGGCAACCAGGCGUUCGCGGACUACGUCGACGCGAAUCUCAAGCUCACGCACAUCAACAACGAGGAGGACCCGAUACCAACCGUUCCUGGCAUGUUCCUCGGGUUCGUGCACCCUGCGGGCGAGGUGCACAUCCAGGACUCGGGAUCCUGGGACACUUGCCCUGGUCAGGAUAAUAACAGCACGCUGUGCAUUGUUGGCGACGUGCCCAACGUCUUCGACGGCGAUCUCGACAACCACGACGGCCCUUACAACGGCGUCACCAUGGGAUGCAAGUCCUAAAUCCGUUUUUGUUCUUGACACCGCCGCCUUCGUUUGCCGCCUGUUGGUUCGUUCUGGUGUACAUCAGGGCUCUCGCUGAUACCCUAUUUACAUAUGUUAUUAUUGUCGGUAUGGGGACGGCUCUCUCCUUUAUAGGCCGUUCUUUCUACGUGGUCAUGUAGCACUUGGGCUUUUAAUGGGGAUUCUAUCGAUACCUCGGGAUUCGAGAUACAAGGCUGAACAGCCUCUUGAGAAGUCGCUACGAUUCAACUGCGUGUG